Molecule: messenger RNA, 4332 nt
Organism: Gigantopelta aegis
Lineage: Eukaryota; Metazoa; Mollusca; Gastropoda; Neomphalida; Peltospiridae
Product: PHD finger protein 20-like protein 1
Exons: 18
Coding region: 105-2921 (938 amino acids)
Biological process (GO): regulation of transcription by RNA polymerase II
Cellular component (GO): NSL complex
Source: RefSeq, a predicted model, not a curated record
GAAGUUUUGUGUUUUUGUUUUAGAAUGAUUCUAGGAGUGGCGGUGAAUCUCCUCUAGGUGAUCAGGAAAUCGGAAACACUGGGUGUACGCAAGCGGAUGUAGCCAUGGAAACCGACAGUAAUGUGUCAAGUGACAUGGCACAGUCGUGCGAUAUGGAUGCGAGUUUUGCGUCGUACGUCAGUGACUCGAGUACGGUUAACACAAGUACGGGUAGUUCCGCGAACACAAGCACCUCCAGACAACGAUGUCUCCAGAGACCAGGCAUACAGUGGAAGAAAGGGGAGAAGAUAGAGGCCAUGGACUCGUUCCGCAAAUGGUAUGCAGCCAAGUUUGCUGACAUAGACUUCGAGGAUAAGCUCGUUUUGAUCCACUUCGAAGGCUGGAACCAGCGUUACGACGAAUGGAUUCCGUUUAACAGCGAAAGAUUGCGUCCAAUGACCCGCCACUCGGGACGAAAAGAAGGGAGCAGAAAGCAGAAACGUGAGCACAGGCCUGGUGAACGGGUGCUGGCGAAGUGGACGGACUGUAAAAUGUACCCGGCCAAAGUGACGGAUGUCAGGAGCGAUGGUUCAUUGGAGGUUGUGUUCUAUGAUGGCUUCAAGCGAAGUGUCCAGCCAAUCAACGUUCGGUCGAUACCACAGGAAUACAAACAGAUCGUCAAGUCAGAAUUCAAGAAACUGGAGCGUAAACUUACUCCUGGGGGUCGUACUGAAGGCGAAAGGAAACAUCACAAACCUGAAAUCCGCUCAAGAUCGAGCAGUCGUGAUGGCAAGGAAGAAACGGUUCCAUUGGCAUCUCCAAAAUCAAAAAUGAGAGACGUUAAACGGCGACCCACGUCGUUGAAGAUGUUAAAGAGACGGAAGCUCGCGAUGACCAAAACUCUGGCUUCACACCGGUCGUCUGGUCGGAAACGCGUCCUCAACGAGAUGAAGAAAGCCGAGCAGCGGAGAAAAGUUCAGCAAAAAGUAUUUCCAAAGAAACGUCGAAGAAUUUCCAGGAAGUCGCUGUCUGCAGCAAGCAAAGAAGCUGAUACUGGUAAAGCUGUCAUACAGUCGUCAAUCAAACACAUACUCAACAGGAAAGGUAUAUCACGCACAAAAAAGCGUGCCAUUUCACUUCCCACUGCAUCAGCAAAGUCCUCGUGUCCUUCACCUGUAGUGACUCCCGGCAGUGCAGGCUCAUCGAAGUGUCACGCUGAAGGUGUGGCAUUUGCCCCCAGUGCGGUUGCCUCUAAAGCGUUCAAGAUAGAAGAGGAUCACAAUUUGUUCAAGUGUACGCACGAAGGAUGCACAAAAAGCUUCCGGAAGGAGAAGUUGUUGGAGUCACACAUCAAGUACUAUCACCUUGACGACAGCAAGGCCAUUCACGGCACAGCUCCACGAGCCAAGCGCAGGAAAACCAUAAGCAUCUGCUCCACUGAUUCGGAACAGUCUAUGUUGUCCGGAGGUAAGGGAACGUCAACACCAAACGAUCCGUCGCCUUCUGUAUCCCCGGCAAAGAGACGACAUAUCUCCGCAGACGGACUUCCAUUUUCUACGGAAAGUCCCGUUCAUUUUGCUUCACCCAAAGAAACACAAACACCACAUGAAAUAUCACCACUUACAUUCCCACAAAUCAAAGAGGAGUUACCGGACACGUUUCCGGGCUCCGUGGUCCCAGCGAGUGUGACCCACGACAAGAAGUCACGAUCUAGCAGCGACGCUACGGUUACCGUCUCCAGGGAUCAGAAGGUCAGCGCCGUGAAGGAGGAGCAUGCUAAACACAGCCGCAGCAGCGUGGACUCCAACGUCACGGAGGGGUCGGUCGCCGAAACCGAGGAUGAGGAAGAUGGGAACGAGGUUGUCAACUGUGUGUGCGGAUUUUACGAGACGGACGGACUCAUGAUACAGUGUGACAUCUGUCUGUGCUGGCAACAUGCUCAAUGCCUUAACCUCGACAAGGACUCGGUGCCUACAAACUACAUUUGUUUCAUCUGUGAAAACCCUCCAGGAUUCCGUGAAGGAUGCCGGAGCGUGCACAACCAGGAAUGGUUGAAGAGUGGCCACCUCCCUCCGUUCAGCUUCUUGAACCUCCCCCAGUCUGAGGAGUCGCGGGAGACAAGUCAGGCCAUUCACAGUCUGGUCGGAGAUCUUCAUAACAUCAACGCUGUCUUACACGGUUUACAGCAGCAGAUAAAAGUCUCACAAGAUUCAGAAAAUGCUGAACUGAGCCUGUGGUACAAGGACUGGGAUGAUUUAAACGUGGACACGUCGGCCGAUACCACCGAGGAAUUCCACAGCGUGUCCGUAGAAGAGAGCCCCGCAUCAACCACCCCAGUCGACCUUCACGACCCGACUGGCAGCAAGGAUACCCCCCCACCUGUACGGUUCUCCCUCGACAUCGAACAGUCAUCGGACCUCUCGAUGGAACAGCCCAAGUUCCAGUUACCCAUGACUACGGAAUCGCUGGCACAGUCUCUGGACAACAUCGACACCGCAAGUGAAGCAUCGACAAUGACAGCGUCAGAAUCGUCGACCAGUUUCAUGAGUUCCUACCCGUCCAAUCCAAAUAUGUUACCCGACGCAACGGCCGAGUCAAGAGUUGCAGAUUUUGUCGUUCCUUCGUCAGAUAGCGGUGCAAGCAAUAAAAAUGAUAAAUCGGACGUUGAGAGUUCCACUGUGACACGGAGACCUGUGGACAAGGAAAGCAUGUUGAAGAUCUGUCAGAGAAAUCUCCUCCUGCACGUGAUCAAAGUUCAAAACGAGGUCAACCAGAGGCUCGACCUCGUAGAAGAACAGGUGUCAGUUUUGGAGAAGGCAGAUACAGCUGAAUCUAGCACCGAAGCGCAAGAUCUACUUCACGAUGUUCCAGUGUUGAAACGAUCGCUGCAUUCGUUGAUUAGAGAUCUUUACAAGGUCAAACGUAUGGCAGCUUACCAUUGAAACGUCUCCAACAAAGAGAUGUUGAUAAUUAGUGUAGUAUUGCUGAGCCUGAAGCUAAUGGAACAGGAGAUGAAAUCUUAAGAAUUAUUACCCAAAUUGGGCGGAGAGAAGUGGGGAAAGAAAAGUGAAAAACCCAUUUCUUCCCCUAGAUAUGUUUUGACAUCAUGAACAGUGCUUCGCUAUAGACGGUUAAUUGUGUGUAUGAAUAGUUUCCAUGAUGGAAGUCAUGUCAAUAACUAACUUACAUCAUCAGCCAUACGCACGUCAUGGCUGUGACGCAACACUGCCUCUUGUUCUCAACUUGCAAACUUAUUUCGAAAAUCUUCCAUAAAAUGAUAAAUAUUGAUAAUGGGUAAUAAAUAGAAUACUCAACUCGCUACUCGAUAAUACCAUUUAUCAUGCACUCAUUAAUUGAUGUUGUCCUCGUGCAAGAUAAACGGUAUUGCCUCGUAACUCAUUAUUGAGUAUUCUCUAACUGUAGCAUCAUUGAAAAUAAAACUACAGGGAAUCGGUCUUCAAAAUUACAUGUGGCAGCAAUGAAAUAAAGUGUGGAAUCACUGAAGGUGAAACUGCGACAUCGCUGAAAAGAAAGAUCCAUAGUUUUGAUGGGACAGAGUGAGAGAAAGAGAAAUGUUAUGUUGUGGCCUUACGCCUGCCCAUGUUAUGGUUAUGGUGAAAAUAAGCUAUAAAUAGAGAUAUUGGUUGAAGCAGCCAUGAAAAUACUGCUGGGUAUUAAUGGGUAAAAAAGUAUGUGCCGUGUCCCCAAAGACAGUUAUCAGAUGUGGGUUGUAAAAAUUAUAAGCAGUAUUCUCAAAACCAAAGCUACCAGAUACUGUUGGUGAGUUACGUGUGGUACGACCAAAAAACAAAAGGUACCAACCAGGUACUCGUGAAAAUUAUGUGUAUUUUCACAAAAUAUAAAAUAAAAACGACUACCUGAGAUUCAAACAUUGUGUGGUUUCUGGUGGUGCAAUAAUGGAUGAGAAUUUUUGAUGGAAUGAAUCAACUGGCAGCCGAUCAUUGAAACAUUUAUAAACUAUUUUGUGGUGCAAACCUUGUAUUCAGUCUCGUGAAUGAAAAACAUGUGGGUAUUAAUUACUUUUUAUAGCAAUAUCUUGAAAUGAUGAAACGGUGCGUUUUGACAAAAUACAUUUUUAUUCAUACAUUUAGUGCUCAGAGAGACCGCAGUCAUAAUGGUGUGGAUUUAAUUGUGGAUUUAAUUGUGGAUUUGCCAGAAUCGACCAGCAAACCUUUGAAAAGUGGACCACCGUCUACAGUGGCCAGCACGUGUUCUUUAGCAAUGCCAUGUCUGGUACGAAUGACUUUGUAUUCACAGUUAAGAGCAAAUGACGACUUGAUAAAAACUUUGUUGACUAGUGUUUGGCUUAUCAAUAAAAUCCAUGAACAACCA